AUGAAUAAAGACCUGAAACAUUUUAAGUCGAUAGAAUUUGCGGGAAACUACCAUGCUGUCCAGAGUCUGACACUGACGAAUAUGGUGGACCUUCGAACUGUCGUCCUUCUCUUAACGGUGAUUGCGUACGUCACAGGCUCCAUAUUUGGGUUCGCCUACGAUUUCCUGAUUCCAUUUGGUCUUUUCGAUAGCUUAGCUGGAAGGCGCCCUCAUCGAUACGGGCGAUAUGGGAGACGCAAUGUUUACUUUCCCGGAAGGCAUCCUCCUUACGGACGACGAACACGACCAUUCCAUCGAAGGCCUCACGGCUACUUUCAUCACCGUCCUCCCCCAUACUGGAAAAGCGAAAAUGAAGACAGUGGUCCUGGUCUUUCUCUUCGUUAUCGUUGUCAGCAUUUCCGCACAACUUUGGGGAUUCCCCGGAAAUAUUCAUUACCAUCAUCACCACCACGCUCAAAAUCCACAAUAUCUUCAGCAGCUCCAAAACAACUUCGGGCUAUUGGACAAUCUCCUCUUGCCGCUUAUGCACAUUUGAGACAUAAGGAGGGUUUUCGUUUGAUAAAGAUUGCCAAGCAGAAAGUCUAUCAGAAGGAUCGUCUGUAUCGUCUAUACACCAGCUCUUCAGUCGGAGAGAAUUUAUCGCAGCCUCCCUACAGCAAAGACAAAGCAGCUGCGGAUGUAGAAUUAGGAAAAUACGGUGUUGGACAAGAAAAUAUGCUUACGAUGAAACUUUUUGAACGUCCAAGAAAGAUUGGACACUGCACUCAGGUGCUCGGCCGUUGCGAGAUUUAUCGUAGUAUAGUGAAGUAG
Messenger RNA from Cylicocyclus nassatus, 810 nucleotides. Lineage: Eukaryota; Metazoa; Nematoda; Chromadorea; Rhabditida; Strongylidae. The record is from the annotation of a GenBank genome assembly.